GGAGGGGACAUCUCCUGCAAGCUCCUCAACUUCCUCAAGCUCUUUGCCAUGUACGCGGCCGCCCUGGUGCUGGUGGUCAUCAGCCUGGACCGGCACGCGGCCAUCCUCCAUCCCUUCUCCCGCGCUCGCCGCCGCAACGGACUGCUGCUCCGCGCCGCCUGGGCCGGCAGCGUGCUCCUGGCUUUGCCCCAGCUUUUCCUUUUCCACCUGCACACUGUCCCGGGAGGGAACUUCACCCAGUGCGUUACUCACGGGAGCUUCCGAGCGCAUUGGGAGGAAACCGUCUACAACAUGUUCACCUUCACCACCCUCUACAUCACCCCCCUGAGCGUCAUGAUCAUUUGCUACAUCCGGAUCAUUUGGGAGAUCAGUAAGCAACUAAAGAUCAAUAAAGGUUUGAUAAGAAAUCAAAACGACCACAUCUCCAGGGCACGCAUGAAGACUCUCAAGAUGACCAUAGUGAUUGUUGCCACCUUCAUCAUCUGCUGGACCCCAUACUACCUCCUGGGCUUGUGGUACUGGUUCCAGCCAGCCAUGAUCCAGAAGAUGCCAGAGUAUGUCAACCACAGCUUCUUUCUCUUUGGCUUGCUGCACACCUGCACCGACCCUGUCAUUUAUGGACUGUACACCCCCUCCUUUCGGGAGGACGUGCAGUUGUGUCUCAGGGGCAUUGAAACAGCCAUUACCAGGCACGAGAGACACAAACCCGUCUCCAUCUCGGAGAAGAACAUCAAGGAUGGUGCUGUAAAUGGUGGGGUGGCAUCAGGGGGCUCCAAUGGGACAACUGUCAACACGGUCUGCUGA
This is a messenger RNA of Fulmarus glacialis (Northern fulmar), 804 nucleotides long. Its product is annotated as gonadotropin-releasing hormone II receptor-like. The record is from RefSeq and is a predicted model, not a curated record. The transcript has 3 exons. Lineage: Eukaryota; Metazoa; Chordata; Aves; Procellariiformes; Procellariidae. The annotation marks the transcript as partial. Gene Ontology annotation, molecular function: gonadotropin-releasing hormone receptor activity; peptide binding. Gene Ontology annotation, biological process: G protein-coupled receptor signaling pathway. Gene Ontology annotation, cellular component: membrane.